AUGUAUACACCCGAAGUACCAUCACGUGUUCUGCGUGUCAUUAUCAGAGAAGAUCCUCGUGAUGUGUCUGUAUACAUUGCAGACUACAUUAUCAGCCGCAUCAAGCUGUUUAGCCCGACGCCCGAGCAGCCAUUCGUGCUUGGUCUGCCUACUGGCAGCAGCCCCGAGCUCAUCUACAAGAUCCUCGUCCAGCGUCAUCGCGCCGGCGAGAUCUCCUUCAAGAAUGUCGUGACUUUCAACAUGGAUGAAUAUGUCGGGCUGCCUCGCGAUCACCCCGAGUCCUACCAUAGCUUCAUGUACAAGCACUUCUUUUCCCACGUGGACAUCCCACCGCAGAACAUUAACAUCCUGGACGGCAACGCGACCGAUCUUGUAGCUGAGUGUGCAUCAUUCGAAGCACGGAUCGCGCGCUACGGUGGAAUCGAGCUCUUCCUGGGCGGAGUCGGACCAGACGGCCACAUCGCGUUCAACGAGCCGGGCUCCUCGCUGACCAGUCGGACGCGCGUCAAGACACUGGCCUACGACACCAUCCUGGCAAACUCCCGCUUCUUCGGCGGUGACACGGACAAGGUACCCCGCAUGGCUAUGACUGUCGGUAUUCAAACCAUCAUGGAUUCCCGCGAAGUGGUGAUUGUAGCCACCGGAGCGCACAAGGCUAUUGCCGUGCAGAAGGGCCUCGAGGAAGGCGUGAAUCACAUGUGGACCCUCUCCGCUCUGCAGCUGCACCAGCACCCGCUCGUCGUCUGCGAUCGCGACGCCACUCUCGAACUCAAGGUCAAGACCGUGCGGUACUUCGAAUCGAUCGAGCAGGCCGGCACCGAUGCCCGCACCCAGGGACCCGCUCUCGUUUACCGUCCUCGGACCUACGUCCCGGCCCCAGUACAAGUUAAGACGCCCAAGUCCCAGCAGCCUACUCCCGAUGGCACUCCCGAAAAGGUGCCCAAGGACCUCCGCAUCAACACUGAGCUGCACCGCCGCGCAUUGGAGGAUGAGGAGCUCACCCCAGAUAGCAUGUCCUCGCGCCUGGUCGAUUCGGCCAUUGGCGGUAUCGACGGUGCACUGAAAGGCGACCUUAUGUUUGACCGCAUGGGCACCAGAGUUACCACACUCUGA
Messenger RNA from Penicillium psychrosexuale, 1113 nucleotides. RefSeq lists its product as uncharacterized. Gene Ontology annotation, biological process: D-glucosamine catabolic process; carbohydrate metabolic process; N-acetylglucosamine catabolic process. Gene Ontology annotation, molecular function: glucosamine-6-phosphate deaminase activity; identical protein binding. Lineage: Eukaryota; Fungi; Ascomycota; Eurotiomycetes; Eurotiales; Aspergillaceae. The transcript has 4 exons. Gene Ontology annotation, cellular component: cytoplasm. The record is from RefSeq and is a predicted model, not a curated record. The coding region runs from base 1 to 1113 and encodes 370 amino acids.